This is a messenger RNA of Mytilus trossulus (common blue mussel), 2988 nucleotides long. RefSeq lists its product as uncharacterized. Bases 259 to 1731 code for a protein of 490 amino acids. The transcript is spliced from 4 exons. The record is from RefSeq and is a predicted model, not a curated record. Lineage: Eukaryota; Metazoa; Mollusca; Bivalvia; Mytilida; Mytilidae.
UGAAGUUUAUUUAAAUCGCCAACGAUAUAUACUUUAAAUCAUAUACAAAAUAGGCUAUAGUCAUUCGGUGAAGUGGAUACUAUUAACUAUGUACUCUGUGAUAUCAAACGAGAUCACUUCCUUGUUCGAGUUUUAAACAGUAAAUGCGCAUUUUUGUGAAAGUUAUGUAGGAAAGGGAUACACAUAUUAACCGCUGAGAGACAAUAGUCAAUACACAACUGCCUUUAGGAAUAAAAGUGACUUUAUUAAUAAGAAAAUAUGUUAUUUUUUGUGAUUUAUAUGGUGUUGACUGGAGUAGCAGUUAAUUCACAGCAAUCAGAAGAGGAUUGUCUAUGUCAGACACCAUGUGACAAUGCUUGUCCAGCUGGGUUGUUUUUAUACAUUUCUAAUGAAUUUGUAAAUAGAUCAGAAUGUGUUUAUCCAACAACAACUUCAUCAUAUACAAGUACAGAUAUGUCUACAGCAGACACAACAACACACUCGAUGAGUACAAGUGCAGUAAACAAUACAACUGAAAUUUCUGGAGAACCAAAACCGGAAGUGUUUUAUUUAUGUGGGUCUUCCUGUCCAGAAGGUUUCUUUGCAAACAGUAGUAAUGUCUGUGUUGCCUGUGAUUCCAAAUGCAAAAACUGUACCGGAAGUGGGUCUACAGUAGACGUUUGUUCAUGUCUCCAUGGGAAUAACAAUAAUGGUACCUGUCUUGCUGAAGCACCGGAAAAAACUGGUUUUGAUAAGGCCAUUAUCAUUGGUGCCGCUGCUGGUGGCGGUGCAGUAGUAGUGAUCAUCCUCAUUGUUGCUUUAGUGUACAUGUACCAAAGAACAAGACGAAUGAAUAUUCAGAAAUCCUCUCGGAUGAGUGUGCUUUUAGAUACUAGAGAUAACAGCAAAGAUAACACAGUUCAUAUCAUUGAGCAUGAGAACGAUCAACGACGUGGGAAGAAUCCGACACUUCAACGACAAAACUAUGAAAAUACCAAUACAAUUGAUGAUUCUAAAGUAGCUGCCCAAGCUCAGCGGAACCAGGAUAAAAUAUUUAGAUACGUCAAAGAUCCAGCUACAGGCAAAACCACCAAAGUUCCAAUGGCGAAUGUGAACCGAGAAAGUGAUGUUUAUUCGAAUGCUUCUGCCAUACGCUUACAAAAAAAUAUUGAAGGUGCGUCGUCUGAAGACGUAGAAUUAUCAGAGUUAGGGGAAGCACCAAGACCCCCGGCAGCUAUCUCAAAAAAGAAAAAGAAAUCUAUGUUCAAAAUUUCUAUGAAAAAAAUAUCAGUAAAGAAAUCUAAACAACCGAAAGGUGCAAUAAAUCAAGCAAUGGACGAUCAAGAGGAUUACGAGGAUAUGUCGGGACAACAACCGCACCUUAGUACCGCUCAAUUCGACGCAACCGCAGAAGAUCCUCAAGAGGAUUAUGCGAAUUACCAAAAAGACCAAAAUGACAGUGACAUGCCACUGGAAGAUUAUGAAAAUUUCGGUAAGACUUCUGCGUUAGUUAAUCAGAACCAGACUGUUGAGGACGACGAGGAUCUGGAAGACUAUGAAAAUGUGCAAAAUGCUCUUUCUAAAGCUAAAAUAGACGAUGAAGAUGAUAUGGAGGAUUAUGAAAAUUGUGCUAUUAUACCCACAAUUCCUAAUAGAACAAAUAUGAUGAUUGCCGAUGACGAACCAUCGGAAGAUUAUGAAAAUUUUAAUAGAGAAAAUCCUUAUAUGAAUGUAGGGGAAUUGAAACCGUGAUUAAGUUUGGCUAAAAGUGAUAUAGGUGGUUACUAACAAGUGAUUUAGAGGCGAACAAAACAGUGAUUCAGAGGCGAACAAAAAGUUGAUUUAAAGGCAAACAAAAAUAAUAAUCAGAGGUGAACAGAAAAUAUUACUCAGAAGUAGAAAGACUACGCGACCAAUACGACUUAACAAACAAUGUUUCAAUUCACUUUAACGUCCUUGAGUGCAAUAUACUAAUGAGUGAAAGUUCAAGCUUGUCAUACCAAUUGAAUUCGCUAACGCACUAAAUUCCUCAUUCGUUUUCAUAGACUAAAAGAAUGAAGAUAAGUCUCCAUGGUGUUCAAUAUGGCCACCAUCUCUUGCGUUUGCAAUAUGAUAUUUCAAUAUUUAUUGGUCUAAAUAUUGCAAUAAUUGAACUUUAAUGAUAUAGUGUGUGAUAAGGCAACGUUUGGCUACUUAAAAUGAACUACCAUAAAGUAAGAUGGGCUGAAAUCGGAUUUAAAAUCUGUUUUCAGCGUAGCUUACAUGUAUAUAUAAAUUAAUUGAAUUAGACUAAUUAUAGCAUGAUCGAAGUGGCGAUUCCAUCCAUUGAAUCAUAAGACAUGACAAAAGUAACUGUGAUAUUUUGUGUAUAUGUAUCUAGCUUUUAUAAUAUAUAUUCUUAUAUUACAAACUUAGCCAAUUGCCACUUGCCAUUUUUGUCCAUCCCAUCCUAGUUGAACUCCUUGUUUUCAUUUUUCUGUGAAAAUAUAUAAUCGUUUAGUUCUUCAAAAAUAUGUAUUAAUAAUAAUAAAUUCUACAGCUUUUACGUUUAAGGAUAGUCCUUGAAUUUUGCAAAUUUGAAUAUUUCUAGAAUCUAACUUGACUUUCGAAAAUUCAGAUUUUUCUUAUUUUUUGGGUGAAUCAAUAUGGCGUAAAUAUCUUUCAAUUCUUUCACUCAAAAUCAGGGGUGGAUCAGGCCAUUUUAAAUGGGGGUUCCCAACCCAGGACAAAAAGGGGGGUCCAACUAUAUGUCCCCAUUCAAAUCCAUUGAUCAUUCAAAAAAGGGGGUUCCAACCCCCGGAACCCUCCCCUGGAUCCGCCACUGAAAAUGAACAUGUGCACAUAGACAUGUAUAAAGUUAAAAUUAUCAAAGAUUUUAUAAAACCACAAGCUUUAAAUUUGCAUUUUUUUUUCAUUUACUUGUAUUCAAUAAAAUUUAACAUGUGAUGUUUAUAUAUGUUGAGUGUAUGCAUAAUAUGUGAGUACGUGAUAAAAAUAUAAAUGUUGGUA